UUCAAAGUGUGAGGGAAAGGCGAAGGCGUGCAAUCAUGCAGCAAUAACAGAUAUAAGCUACCAAGACAUCAGCAUGAGUACAGGAUUUCUACUCUUCGCGACCCUAAUCUCGAUUAUCGAGUCAACUCAAUCACAGCAAAAUAUUGCACUGCGCAGACACGUCGAGGCGAAUACGACAUGUGGGGACCCCGCCGAAGAGUACUUCACCAUCCAAGAAGCCAUGAAGAUUAUGGCUGGAGGAACAAAACGCAGCAUCCAAGUGUGCAAUGCGAGUGACCCCAACAAUGCUCACCCCCCUGGCAACUUAGUAGACGGAUCGCUAGCUUCCUUUUGGCAAUCCAGGAAGGUUAUACCUCAGGCCUUUAUUAGUAUAGAUUUACUCAAGGGCUUCUUUGCACACAGUAUUGUGCUGAGGUUCGGUGACCACAAGCGUCCGGGCGUCAUCCAGAUCAGCAAGUCCACGGAUCGCGGCGCCAGCUUCUUCCCCUGGUACUACCUGGUCUCUCAGAGUCAGCAGUGCAGAAGUGUGUUCAACGUCGAGUUCUUCACCCGUCUGAGGAACAUCGACCGCGUGGACCGUGUCUUGUGUCAGGAUUACAUUACCUAUCCGGCAUUACCUUACAACGAAAACAUUACCGUAAAUCUGAAUGGCCAACUACGAGACGGAGGGAAACCGGACAGCCCAUCAGACGAUCUCCUGUCCUGGAUGAACGUGAGCAAAGUGCAGUUCAAGUUUGAUGAGAUGUACAUCGCUCUUGACCCCUGGACGGACCGGGUGAAUCAUUACACAGUGCGCGAAAUCGAGGUUCUUGGCUACUGCGAUUGCCAUGGUCACGCCGACGGAAGCCAGUGCCCUCUGAACGAUACAACCAAUCAGAGGGAAUGUCAAUGUUCAGGAAACACGUGCGGCGCAUCCUGCGAUAUGUGCUGUCCACUGUACAAUCAAAUAUUGUGGACCGCUGGCUCAACAGCGCCAUGGAUAAAUGACGAGAGCUCGAAGUGUGAACCUUGUAAUUGUCAUAACCAUUCUGAGAAAUGCGUGUACAACCAGACCGUGAGUGACUUGGGACUGAGUAUGGAUAUAAAUGGAAACAGAAGGGGUGGUGGCGUAUGCCAAGACUGCAAGGAUAACACGCGUGGCGUGAACUGUGAGAUGUGUGACGUGUUAUUCUACAGACCUUCAAAUAAAAGUCUCACAAGCAAGGACGCCUGCCAAGCGUGCUUGUGUGACGCAAGGGGAGCGAAAAACGUGACAGGAGUCACGUUCUUGGAUUGCGUGACAGACGUCAAUGAGACGGCAUUAUUUCCUGGAAAGGCACCAGGCGACUGCUUCUGCAAGUCUCACGUCCAGGGACGGCAAUGCGACACAUGCAAGCCUGGAUUCUAUCGCUUGACCCGCGAUAAUCCUGAAGGUUGCCAAGAAUGCGCAUGUCAUCAUGGAGGGACGGUCAAUGCAUCCAACGUCUGUGUUACGGACUCCUAUGGACAGUGCCCGUGUAAAACUAACGUGGAGUUGCGUGACUGCAGUCAGUGCAAACAUGGAUUUUACGAGCUGAAUGCAAACUCGACAGAAGGCUGUAAAUCGUGUGAGUGUGACUCUGGCGGGACUUAUCCCGCGGGAACUUGUAACAAGGCCACGGGGCAGUGCCAGUGUCGUGCGCACGUGACAGGAAAGAGAUGCAACCGCACGGAGGACGGAUAUUAUUACCCAGAACUACAUUUCGUUAAGGCAGAAAAAAAUCCCUACAAACCUGCAACGAACACCUUGCACACCUUACUCCACGUACCAAUCUCCUCCCAUUACAUGGUAAUGGUUCGCUUCUCACUCGACACUAGCGCAAACUCCAGGGCCCAGGUUUUACUCACUCCUGCUGAUAACAGUUCACACUACGCAAGCGCUCGAGGCGUGACCGUUGACCUUAUCCAGUGUGGCUCGCCUGGUACGAUGUGUUCUGGCAAACCAUUUACAAAUGUAACGUUAUCAAAGGGGAAAUGGAUGGCACUUGUGAACACCACAGAUAAAAACCUAAAGAUGCAUGAAGUCAUCGCUUUGCCCUUAGAAUUCCUCAACAGUAAUGUGCUUGGUUCACGAAACCAAGCCUUCCAGUUUCAGUGCUCCGUUGAAGCCAAUGAUAUGGGUAUUGGUAAACCACGUGAGCGCUACUGCCUGUCGAAUGUGUUCAGCCUGACAGCGGCUUAUCUGAACGGAACACUACCUUGUUCGUGUGAUCCACUCGGGUCCAGGACUCUAUCUGAAUGUGAGCCUUACGGCGGUCAGUGUCGGUGUAAGCCUGGUGUCGAGGGGCGAGACUGUGGUCGCUGUAAGCCUGGGUUCUACAACAUGACGUCAGAAGGUUGCAGACCUUGCGACUGUAAAGGUCCUAAUUCCGUAUGUGACCCUGUGUCCGGCGAAUGUGAGUGUCCGGCCAACAAAGUCGGACGAACCUGUGAGCCAUGUCAGUGCAACAACAGCACGGAUAAAUGCCUUCGUAGCGGAGAGUGUCGGGAUUGCCAGCACAAUACCACGGGGUUCUACUGUGACAAGUGCGUGACGGGGACCUUUGGUAACGCAACUGCCCAGCAAUGCAAAGCGUGUGACUGUAACGUGAAUGGUUCGUCGAGCUCCUUGUGUGAUCACGUGACAGGGCAAUGUUCGUGCAAAGCGAAUGUUGUAGGAAGAGACUGCAGUCGGUGUAAGGUGAGCUCAUACGGGUUCGGUCCCGCGGGAUGUACAGAGUGCGCAUGUAAUGUCCACGGGUCUGCGAGUCUGCAAUGUGACGACAGCGGUGUAUGCCCGUGCAACUUGGAAGUAAUAGGAACCAAGUGCACGCAAUGCAAGACGGGAUACUUCGGCCUUCCUAAAAUGGCGUGCAAAGCAUGUGAUUGUAAUGUCGACGGAACAGUCAACGGCACUGUGUGCGCCAACGAUACCAUUGGUCAGUGUCAAUGCAAGUCUGGCGUGACAGGGCGAGCGUGUGACAAGUGUCAGAUAUACUUCACGGGUUUUACAAGCUCUGGGUGUGUGGCAUGCCCUGGGUGUGUGAAGGCGCUUAUGAAGAAUGUGAAGGAGACGGACACAGAUGUCAAUCAGUCGGUUGCCAUAGCAACUGGACUUGAUGCGCUGACUAAGAUGCAGGAGCCUCUCAGCAAAACGGAGCAGAAACUGACGCAAAUCAAUAGUGAAAGUAACGGCUUUGAUGCGAGAGUAUCGCAAGCUCAGACCGAUUAUGAGCGUAUGAAAAAUAACGCUUUGCCGAGUGUUGAUGCCUUGCACAGCAAAGUGGCGCAACAGAAUCAAGAACACAGCGAAUUCGCGCUGCGUCUGCUGGCUAACACAACUACAUCUCGAAGUAGAACAGCCUUAUUAUUGACGAACACAAACGGAACCAUCAAAGAGAUACACGGUGUGGACGAUCUUGUAGAUGAUAUUCUCAGAAAAGUCAUGUCGGUUGAGCGAGCUGGGUACCAGGCUCUCUCGUCUUCCAGAGAAAUGACUUCGCGUAGUAUGUCACGUGACUUCUCACUCGAAGAAGCAAAAGUGAAUACACAGAUGGCAAACGCGGAGAACCUCACUACCUUUGUGCGAAACUUCGCCGGGAGGGUGUUAAGUCAGACAUUGUUAUCAAAUGAACUCGGCCCUAGGAUUUGGAACUAUAGCAGAAACCUGACCGCGCUACAAGAAAACUGGGAACAAACGCAUGCGCUCUUCAUGAGAAAUAUCGAAGAUUUGAACCUCAGUUUGACCUCAAUACGUCAGUACAUCAAUCAUACAAAGCUAAUUGUUGACCGUGAGCUGAAGGCGCUAGAGCAGGUGGCUUAUAUUGGUCCUCACACAGACGAGAUACUCAACAAUACGGAUAGACUGCUGAAGAACGCAACAUCUGCAAAUGAGCAAUACCAGUCCCUCGUUGCCGGUGUAGCAGGCGAGGUGCAGGUAUCCAUGCUCGAGUUUGACGACGUCCGUAACGAGCUGAUGGUCAAGGUGCUGCAAGGGCGCAAUCUCUCCCCCAGGGACCUCCCCUCGGAAACGGCUGAUCCUUAUUUUCUUGUCGCAAUACAACCAGAUUGGGGGAACAGCGGCACCCUAAAAUCAACUAUCAUUCAAGGCACACUAAACCCCACUUGGCCAUUUGGCGAGAUAUACCGGUUCAACUUAUCACCAGAACAGCUCAAAGAAACCAAGCUGUCUGUUCAUCUCUAUGACAACGACCCAGAAGGCGAGGAUGACUUUCUGGGUCAGGUGACCAUCGAUCUCUCCAAGAACGACUUCAGCAAAGUGUACACCACCUGGUACCGCCUACUUCCCAUGUUGACAAGUGCAGGAAGUCUCAGCUCUUCUGCUGGGCUUGUAGACGCGUCCAACUUCCUUCAAACAAGAAUCACAGCUGCGCAUGCGCAAUCCGGUACCGCUUACAACAAAUUACAGCAGGUGCAGGAUCACUACAAGCAACUGAAGUCAAUAGAAGACGAAAUGAGAAGACUUUUCGCCAGCGCCCACGAACAUGGCUCAGCGGCGGCAGAUGCAAUAGGUCGGUAUGACGAGAUAGAGAAAAUCGUCAACACCUCAGUAACAAAGCUUGACUCGGCGAAGAACCUGGUGACUAGCCUUAAUAGAGAGCUGCUGCAGUCUUCCGUGUCUGCUCUUCUGGCGAAAGCCCGCAAUGAGUCUGAUGCGAUGAGGCUGUUCCACGAGUUCACAAGCAGCAGAAAUUGGACAGACGCCGGUAACACUGCUCUAAGCCAAGCGAUCAAAAAGGCGAAUGCGACUUUCCUUCUUCACGAACCACAAUGGUAUGAGGCGUACAACAAGUUCCCAGACCUCCGCGUUGCAGCGGCCAGGUUACAAAGCGCUUCAGCUGAGGCUUUCGGUGUGUUAGAGCCUCUUACGCUUGCUCAGAGACAAGCAUCGGUCGCAACAGAUGCCGUGCAUGACGUCACAGAUGCGCUAGCGAGGGCGCAAGAGAUUAUCUCUACUCUGCAGUCACGUGUUCAGUUUGUGCACGAGGCGGCGACCAAUCAGAGCAGAGUCAUGGACAAUGCAUUUCAGCAAGUUCGAAAGGCUUCUGAGUUGCUCAACAAUUCCACAACCGCGCCCUCUGCCGUCAUUCUUCAAGCUUUGACCGCGCAACAAGACACCGGACGACUUAACAACCGGACAAAAGAGAGAUCGGACAGCCUAGAAGAGAGGAUUAGAGGUCUACGCAGACGCCUGGCAAACGCUCCUUUUGCUCUCAACUUUACUGAUAACACGGUGACUGUGUAUGAUGUGUCCAACCGCUCCUCUCCUCUCUCCCCGCGUACCGAGAUUGUACUCGGCUUUAAGACAAACGCAACGGAUGGACUUAUGAUGUACUCCAUUGGGAAUUCGUCAGUUGCCGCACGGCAAAGUGGCAUCGCUUUGUACCUGUCUGGCGGCAAACUCCGCGCUGAGUUUAAUUCUGGAAGUGGACCUGUUCUGAUGACAAACCCACUUCACGUCAGCACAGACUCGUGGGUUUCAGCAACCUUCACAAGGUCUUCCACGAAUGGCUUUUUAACAGUGACCACAGAAGGCGUCACCAAGACCAUUUCCCAUAAUUCUCUCGGGGAGGAAAAAGUAACUUUCAAUACUGUUACCGCUGGUGGCGCAAUCUCCGAGACGGGACUGAAUGCUGUAGUGAGAAACUUUACCGGGACAAUCGACAUAUUAUCAGUAAACCAACAUAGCGUCAGUCUAUUCAACACCAUCACCACCACAGGGAGCCCGAACUACGCCCUCCCGAGACCUGAAAACCGCUACUUUCCUAGCGGAGGACAAGCGGCAAGUUUCUCUGGCGCGGGAUACCUGUUGCAGGCAUUUGACCGCGUAAACACGUUGGAAUACUGGGGCCUACAGCUAGAUGUUCGUAGUCACGAUGCGCAUGGGCUCAUUGCGCAGGUCAUGGCGGCUGAUGUAGUGCUGUAUAAUGUGUUUCUGGAUGGAGGUACGGUGGGGUUUGAAGCCGUGGGGGCGAGUCCUGAUAGCAAGGUGACAGUAAGGACUGACAGUUCCAGCUUCAAUAGUGGUUAUUGGCUGCGGUUCAAGGCCGAGGUUUUUGCGUCCAAAGUGCGUAUAGUGGUAACCGAUACUGCGACGAACCAAUCCAGCGACCGCUCAGUCGCUCUACCCUCAGGCUGGGCAAAACGACAAGCUACCCAUAUCUCGUUCGGUGGGCCUGCACCUAAACCCGAUGCCUCUCCAAGUCACAGAGAGUUUCUCGCUGGAGAUUUGCGUGACGCCAGGGUGUUCCAGCAUAACGAGACAUUCUCCUCCCGGUGGACAUUCACAAGCCCUGAUGUCCUCAAGGCGAAAGGCGUGUUCUUUACUGGCAUUCCUUUAGGACCGACUGAGGGAGGAGCUACGCGUUUCUAUGGUUACAUUCCAUCGUUAGGCACGUGCUCUCAUACAAGCGUGUCACCGGCCAUCCCGUCUGGGUCAAGCCACGCUGUUCUGUCUUCGCUCAGCUUUACUUUCAAGUCACGUGAGGCGAGCGGAAUUUUACUUUACAGUGAUGUGCAGGUCGGCGAACACCGUGAAGUGUUCUACAUGGCAUUGAUGCACGGCCAGCUGUUAGUGGUUACCAUCGAUACCUCCAUCUCUAACAAAUCCGAGCCUUUUGUGACGAGUAACAUGACUCUGAUUGAUAACAUUUGGAGAGAUAUACAUCUAAACAGCACUGAAGAUGGUUAUUCACUGUUUGUGGACGGAAACCUUGUUCACGCUGGCUGGUUCAGCAGCACACGUCACUUAUUACACCUUGGAGGUUCUGUGUAUAUUGGAGGCGUUCCCGAUAACGUCACACUUAGCCCAGGACUACCGAUCACGUGGUGCUUUAAAGGGGACAUGAAAAACUUGAUUCUGAACACACGAUCCUAUGAGCUGUUAUCGGACAAGUCCAUCGGUGUGUCCAAUGCAGGGGUACAUCCAGCAAAGCCACGGCCCCCACCCACCCCCGCCCCACAGACCUGUGGUGCACCAUCACCUCCCUUGAUUCCAGUCGCUGGCGCUGAAAAUGGGUUUACUCCGGGAAUAGGAUCCGGGGGGCAGAGCUACAUGGCUUUUGCAAAUCCCUACAGGAAUGAAACUAGAGACACGUUCCUGAUAGAGCUACAGUUCACGGCCCUAUCCGCCAAUGGCCUCCUCCUCUACAUUGCUGAUAACGAGACUCAUCCUCAACAAUUCGUUAGCGUCGAACUUGUGGACGGCAAAGUUAAAUUCCAGUUCGACCUCGGACCAGGCCUCGUCAAGAUGUCCACGGAACUAUCAUACACAGGCGCUUUGACGGAAAUGAAGCUUCUCCGCAUUGGUUCAUUCGGCGCGCUCCUCGUACCUGUGUGGAAAGAAUACCAAAACUACAAGAACUACGAGGCGACCAGGACCACCCUGGACCUUACGAGCCCCAUAUACAUAGGGGGCGUCCCAGAGCAUGUCAAAAUUCAUCCACAGGUAACCCGACGUUUCGGGUUUAGUGGGCAUUUCCAGAAGGUUGCCCUUGGGUCGACGAUUAUGGAGGAAAAAGUGUUUGACUUAAAAAAUCCCAUGAUGCAGUCUGGGAUUGGAAAGAGGUAUAGCAACGUAGAGCAGGGUUUCAGGAUGAAUGGGUCUACUUGGGUAAAGUUCGAUGAUGUUGCCGCAAAUACGAGCUUCUCAAUACAGCUGCAAUUCCGUACAUGGUCACGUGACGGUACCAUUUUCUAUCUCCAUAACAACACACAGGGCGGCGAUUCAAGCUUCCUCAAGCUACAACAGUCCAGCGGUCAGCUUAAUUUAACGGUUAGCGGCGCAAACGUUAACACGCGCAAUGCAUUGUGGUCAGACCCAGCCCGGGGCAACGCGACCACGUCAUCUCACUUGCUUUGCAACAUGGAUUGGCACGACAUUCAGAUUACCCGGCAUGCCUUCCACCUGAAUAUGACAGUCGAUGGGAAGUAUACUACGUCACUUGACCUCGAUGGUGAUAGAAGAAUCGCGGGCUCACUUUACAUUGGUGGAGAACCCGGUGGAAUGAGAGAAGACGGUUCCAACCCAGGCUUUAUCGGAUGCAUCCGUAACAUCUACGUGAACGGCCAGAGGUUUGAUGCGUCACGUACUUCCGGCGGAAAUGCCUCAUAUGGAUGCACUACGCGCGCGCAGGGAUGAACGCAUGGAUAUAAUGCAAAUAUUGACCAGAUGACGAAUAUGUUAGACUGUUAAUAUUUUUAAAUGAAAGUAAAAUCCGCAGACCGUUUAGCUAGAGAAAUCUAAGAACUUUUUCGAGUAGAACAAACUUUGUUUGAACUUUUUUCAUUGUCCAAAGAUGUAAACAAAGAGAUAUUUCCAUCAUUUUUAUUUCACAAAACCUUUUUCGUGUUAUAAUAUAAUUGCACGAAGUUUUGAUGAUCGCCAAUUUGCGAAAGUCAGGUUGCGCAAAAAAUAUUAUUGUGUAUAAUGAGGUAGCUAUACAAUUAAACAAACAGUUAUUGAAUAAUUAAAAGUUUAAUUAUUUGCAUUGUCAUA
This is a messenger RNA of Nematostella vectensis (starlet sea anemone), 8515 nucleotides long. Its product is annotated as laminin subunit alpha-1. NCBI's taxonomy places the organism in Eukaryota, Metazoa, Cnidaria, Anthozoa, Actiniaria, Edwardsiidae. The transcript is spliced from 50 exons. The record is from RefSeq and is a predicted model, not a curated record. The coding region runs from base 74 to 8158 and encodes 2694 amino acids.